Pogona vitticeps (central bearded dragon) is the source of this 4858-nucleotide messenger RNA. It is a transcript of the gene PALD1, whose product is annotated as phosphatase domain containing paladin 1. The record is from RefSeq and is a predicted model, not a curated record. NCBI's taxonomy places the organism in Eukaryota, Metazoa, Chordata, Lepidosauria, Squamata, Agamidae.
AAGGGAGCGGGUCGGUCGCAAGAAGCGCGCGCUCCUGCAGCGCCGGGAGUUUGGGGGAACGGAGGCAGGCAUCCUGCGGGGUGCUGCGUUUGCAGCCCGAGAGAGAGAGAGCCAGCGGCUCCUCCUUGACUCCCUUGGCCCGGGGCGAUUUCGAAGAAGCACACGAGGGAACUGGUGCAAGGGAAACAAAAGGCGGGCUCCGCUCCCCGCGGCGUAGCUGCUGUCUCCAGGCAGGCGGGGAAGUGCAGCCACUGCGGUGAGCCGCUUUCGGUCUUCCGCUUUUGGGGGGGGGUUCCGCUCCCCCUCAUUUGCACCCCCGCCGCCUCCUCCUCCUCCUCUGCUGCUGCUGCUCCUGGCGCGCUGACAGGAAGUGGCGCUGCCCCCUGGGGGUGUGGGUUCCUUCCUCGCACCGGUUUGAGGGGAUUGGGUUUCCCGAGCCCGUGUGACUCCUCUCGCGUGGCCCUCCUUGCUCGCUGGCCUGGGCCGGAGUCCCGGAGAGGGGGCGCGAAGAGCGGGCUCGGCCGGAUCGUAGUCGACCUGCAAACUUCGCUCGAGGUGAAAAGUCGGAUCAUAGACCGAGAGGACAGGGGAGGGACCGCGCGCACCUUUGCCUCUUGAUGCUCAUGAUUACUCUUGCCUGUAGAUUAUGGGUACAACUGCCAGCACAGCUCAGCAGACAGUGGCAACAGCAACUUUUGAGAAUAUUCACAGCAACGGAACCAUGGAAGACCGCCAUUCCCUUAGCAUCCACUCCUUCCAGACGGUUGGCCUCCACAACAACAAAGCCAAGUCGAUUAUUACCAAUAAGGUGGCCCCUGUAGUCAUUACCUACAAUUGCAGAGAGGAAUUUCAGAUUCAUGAUGAUUUGUUGAAGGCUGGCUAUACUGUGGGGCGCAUUACAGAGGCUACUCCAGAACACUACCUUGUACAGGGGAAAUAUUUUAUGGUCCGUGAUGUUUACAGCAAGUUAGAUGUUCUCAACACUUCUAUGAGCUGUGGGGCUCCAAAUUUUAGACAGGCCAAAGGCGGGUAUUCAGUAUUUGGAAUGGGCCAGCCUAGCUUGCUUGGAUUCAAGCAGGUUCUGCAGAAACUUCAGAAUGAUGGCCAUAAGGAAUGCAUUAUAUUCUGUGUUCGUGAGGAACCUGUGCUGUUUCUGCGAAUGGACAAUGACUUUCUGCCCUAUACCCCUAGAGGAAAAGAGAACCUGCAUGAAAAUUUGCAUAACUUGCAGAAAGAUGUCAAAGUAGAAACCUUGGAGCUCUCUAUUCGAAAAGAGAUACAUGACUUUGCCCAGUUGCGUGAGAAUACGUACUAUGUCUACAAUGAUAUUGAGCAUUUCAAAGAUGAGCCACAUUCAGUGAGCAUCCACUGUGAGGAAGACAUCCAUGUGACAGAGGAAGUCUACAAGAGACCAGUCUUCCUGCUGCCAUCUUACAGGUAUCAUCGAUUACCUUUGCCUGAAGAUGGAGCUCCUUUAGAAACCCAGCUUGACACCUUUAUCAGUUUCCUCAGGGAAAGUCCUAACCUUCUUCUUCUUCAAGAUUCCACAAGGCCACCUCCUACUCUACUCUUUAGCUGCCAGACAGGAGUUGGAAGGACUAAUUUAGCCAUGGUCUUAGGCACUCUGGUGCUUUAUCACCGCAAGGGUGCUUCAAAAAAGCAAGAUCAUAGCCUUCCACAGUCCAGUAAAUUCCUGCCCAGGGAUCAGUUUCGGGUUAUUCAGAACUUCAUUGACACAGUGCCCAAAGGCCAGCAAAUAGUGGAGGAGGUGGAUUCUGCCAUCUCCUUAUGUUCAGAAAUGCAUGACAUGAGGGAAGCCAUCUAUGAAUAUAAGAAGAAAUUGGAAGGGAUCGGAGAAGAUUACCAAAUCCAGGGGAACAGCACCAAAGAGUAUUUCCUUCAGAGGACAUUACGGAGCCUUGAGCGCUAUUUCUGCCUAAUAGCUUUCAAUUAUUAUCUUCAUGAACAGUACCCCCUAGCUUUUGCUCUCGAUUUCAGUAGAUGGAUGUGCAGGCACCCUGAGCUGUACAGGCUUCAGGCAAACAUGAACCUGUCGGAACUGACAAUCACAUGUGAGCAGAUAACUAAGGGAGUACGGGUGUUGGUUGUAGAUGAACGCUUUUCUCCAGAUGUACUUAGCACAGUCAAGGAGAUGAGUGUGGCCAACUUCAGGAGGGUUCCCAAGAUGUCUGUGUAUGGGAUGGCCCAGCCCAACUCCAAGGCUAUUGGGAGUGUCUUGAACUAUCUGACAGAUGCAAAGAGGAAGUAUUCUCACAUCUUGUGGGUUAAUCUCCGUGAAGAAGUGGUUCUGGAGGGGAAUGAGCAAACGUAUACUCUCAGGGAAGUUGGUAACAUGGACCAGCAGAUAACAAUCCCUGCAACAUCGCCUGAACAGCUAGAAAAAUUGGAAUCUGUCUUGAAGACUGACUUGCUGAAAUCCCAGAAAUGGAUUGAAGUUUAUCUGGAGCAGGAAAAGCAAAUGAAGAUGUUCAGGACAUGCCUGACAAUGCAGGAGGUAUUUAACCAGCAUAAAAGCACCUGCCAGAGACUGGUAUACAAACGGAUCCCAAUUCCAGAUUUCUGUGCUCCACAGGAAAAGGACUUUGACCAGUUGCUGGAAGCGAUGAAGGCUGCUCUGGCUGAGGACUCCCAGACAGCCUUUGUCUUCAAUUGUCACAGUGGAAGAGGAAGAACCACAACAGCCAUGGUUAUUGCUGUCCUCAUCCUUUGGCAUUUCAGAGGAAUCCCUGAGAUAGUUGAGGAUGAGAUUGUGAGUGUGCCUGAUGCCAAGUACACCAAAGGAGAGUUCGAGGUGGUGAUGAAGAUGGUCCAGAUAUUGCCAGAGGGACACCACAUGAAGAAGGAGGUGGACAUGGCACUGGACACCGUGAGUGAGACAAUGACACCCAUGCAUUAUCACCUGAGGGAAAUCAUCAUAUGUACCUACAGACAGGGGAAGACUGCUAAGGAGGACAAGGAGAGGCAGACGCUGAAGCUGAGGAGUUUACAGUACUUGGAACGCUAUAUCUAUCUCAUCCUGUUCAAUGAGUACCUUCACUUGGAGAAAAAGGACUCCUGGCAGAGGCCUUUCAGCAUCUGGAUGCAGGAGGUGGCAGCUAAAGCUGGAGUCUAUGAGAUCCUGAACCAGCUGGGUUUUGCUGAAUUUGAGAACCUAGAGGACCAGCCGCUCUCCCGGCUUCGCUACCGCUGGCAGGAGCAAUGCCGUAGCUUCCUGCCAUUCCGGGGAGGGUUCGUUUAGGACCCAGCAUUCCCAAGGGCUUAAAGGAUUGCCAUGGUUCUCAACAUGAAACUGACUCUCUGCUGUUUUUGUGAAUAUUUGUGUUUUUUUUUUUAAAAACGCUUAAAUAUAUAAAUAAAUAAAUGAACAAUAUGAAGAAAAGUGCCUUGAGGAAAGACCAUGAGUCCAAGGAAAAUAAGUUAAAAACUGCCUUGAAGACCAUUUUUUUUUACAGGGGACUUUCAGAUACAAUAAAGUAAAUUAAAAUAAAUUAGGACAGGUGUCAAUGCAGGUGCUGUGUACUUUCCCCUGAAUCCCUGAAUGUUUUAAAACAUGCUACAAAUGGGUGCUAUGGAGGUUGUUUUCAAAGAUGUUUCCAUGGACUCAUCGUGCUACGACAUGGCGUAGAAGGACAUGAUUUGUAUAUGCUGAUGCAGAAAAUGCAUGCAUGGUCAACACAAUUGAACAAUUGUUUAAUUAUUUCCUACAUAUUUUUCUUGUUGCAUUUUAUCCUGAUGGUUUACAUUUUUAUUUAUGAGAAUGCUUCUGGAGUAGAGAUGUGAGCUGCUGUAGUUGGACAAGUGCUCUGAGGAAAGAUUGGCAUACCAAAGAAGAUACACUGAUGAUGAAAACUCCUGAAUUGUUUGGGCUUACAAGCACGGUGUCCAUCUGAUUCAAGCAGAUCUGCUCUGCAGACAGCUGCUUUGCAACUCUUUCCCCCUUUUCAGUUUAAGUGUUCCCUUCUGUUCUUGGCAGAAGAUCAGCUCUCCCAUGCUGCACACAUCUGCUUGAUUGUCCUUUAUUUACAAACAUAUAAGUUGAGCAGGUUUUAAGAACACUUGUCCUAGAGCAGCAUUGAUUCUCCUGAAGGUUCAAGAUCUAAACUUGAGGUCACUGCAUUAUUUACAUAAAGUUAAAAUUACAGGGCCUGUCACACUCUUGGUCCACCUCGCUAACUAUUCUGUGCACUUAUUUGCCCCACAAGCAGUUGUCUCAUCAUUCACAUAGCUGAUCUACAAGAACUAAGUUGGCCUGUGGGCUGCUUUUUGCCACUCCUCUAUUCCAUCCCAGUUCUAGAGGAUUCUUAUGCGAGAUACAUGCUCAUCUUCCGAGGGCCAAAAUAUAUGUUACAGAUAUUUCAUUAGAAAUGGGAACCAAUUAGUGUUACAAAGAUGUGGCAUUCCUGGCUGAUCUUUGAUUCUUCCAAAUAAAGUGAUGUCCAAAUCAAAAACAAAGCAAGCUAAUUUUGCUCACUAUAGAGAAACAGCCCAUGCUUGUAACAGACAUUUCAAUACUUUCCGCUUCUAGUGAUAGAUGACCUGUAAUGUAUAGUUCAGCCCUGACAGAUGUCCAGUCCCUAACGAGAACACCUUUUUGUUUACAAACAGAAAUUGAGAUAUAAACUAAAACCUUGGGAGAUGUGGCAUUUGUGCAUGACUAGUAUGAGCCAAUUGGUUUGGUAAAAGGAAAAGGUGCAGUGCUGUGGGUUUAGCUGCAUUUAUGCUUCUGAUGAUUGAGGUAAGUCAUAUCUUGGUGGUGCUGAACAAGAUGGGACAGAAAGAUGCCUUCAUUUGUAAAAUGCUGGAUCUGAGCAUCCAAGAACAAAGGAAUGUGUCUAAA